This is a messenger RNA of Crotalus tigris (Tiger rattlesnake), 5965 nucleotides long. RefSeq names its product tetratricopeptide repeat domain 21B (gene TTC21B). The transcript has 29 exons. Gene Ontology annotation, molecular function: protein binding. Gene Ontology annotation, biological process: protein localization to cilium; intraciliary retrograde transport. The coding region runs from base 1 to 3945 and encodes 1314 amino acids. Gene Ontology annotation, cellular component: intraciliary transport particle A. Lineage: Eukaryota; Metazoa; Chordata; Lepidosauria; Squamata; Viperidae. The record is from RefSeq and is a predicted model, not a curated record.
AUGGAUUCUUCCUUCCUGCAGGCUUUAAUUAAUUACUACUGUCAGGAAGGCUAUUUUCGUCAUGUUCAGACUAUUGCCAAUGAAGGCUUGAAGACAUUUGGCAAUGACCCAGUGUUUAUUUUCUACCGUUCUUAUGGCAUUUUGAUGGAAGGGCACACCCAGGAAGCUCUUCUCAGUCUUGAAUCCAUUAAAACCAAACAAGAGGUUUCCUUGUGCACAGUGAUGGCAAUGAUCUAUGCCCAUAAAAAAAGUCCAAACCCAGAUCAGGAAGUUAUCGUGGAACUUGAUGCCAAGCUGAAGGAGCAUCGUAAGACAGCAGGACAGGAGGCUUUAUAUUUUGCAGGACUGUUUUUGUGGCAUAUUGGCCGCUAUGAGAAAGCCCGUGAAUACAUUGACAGAAUGAUCAAGAUCUCAAACGGCAGUAAAGAGGGGUGGAUUCUAAAAGGAUGGCUUGAUGUGACUAGUGGGAAAGAGACAAGCAUGAAAAAAGCUGGAAAAUGUUUUGAUGAAGGGCUCCAAAAUGGGAAUGAUAUUUUUGGCCUGAUGGGUAAAGCCCAGUAUUUUGAAGUGCGUCAGAAUUAUUCAGGAGCUUUGGAAACUGUGAAUCAAAUAAUUGCAAAUUUCCCACACUUUCUUCCGGCAUUUAUAAAAAAGAUGAUGCUUCAGCUGGCUUUGCAGGAUUGGGAGCAGGCAGCUGAGACUGCCCAGAGGUUGUUGCAGAAAGAUGCUCUCAACCUAGAUGCUUUAAAAAUGGAGGCUGUUCACUAUUUGUGCAGGGCAGGAAACAUACCUGAGGCUUCAUCCAGGCUGAAAGAUCUGAUUAGUGCUUUGAAUCAGUUGGAACCACAGAAUCCUCAACUUUUCUGUAAGAUAGCCUUAGUUUUUAGCAGAACGUGUGGCCGCAAUCCACACAUCCUGCAGCUGACCCAGAUGUUGGUAGACAGAGCUUUCAGCUUAGCUCCUCAGAAUGCAGACAUUGCUACAGAGCUGGGCUAUCAGAUGCUUUUUCAAGGAAAAAUAAAGGAAGCUAUGAAAUGCUACAAAACUGCUAUGGCUCUUGAUGAAACAAGUGUUCCUGCACUAACAGGAAUUAUCCGAAGCCAGUUAAUGGAAGGGAAGUUAGAUGAUGUAGAGCAGCAAUUGGAGUUCCUGAAUGAAGUUCAACAGUCUAUUGGAGUAUCAGCAGAGCUGUCUUAUCUACGUGCGGUUUUGGCUAUGAAGAAAAAUAAAAGACAAGAAGAAGUUAUUACUUUGUUGAAUGAUGUCCUCGAUGCCCAUUUUUCUUCUCUCCAGGGUUUACCUCUUGGUAUAGAAUAUUUUGAAAAAUUAAAUCCUGAUUUUUUGAUAGAAAUUAUUAAGGAAUAUCUUAAUUUUUGCCCAAGUCAGCCAGCAGGCGCAGGACAGCCUCCUUCACCACUUCUGAGGCCUUGCGCAUCAGUCCUUGAAACUGUGAUGAAAACAGUCCCUGGUCUUUUACAAGCUGCCUACUUGGUUGCAAAAGUGAAAUAUUUAUCAGGCAACUAUGAAGCCUCUGAAAGGAUCUUACAACACUGUCUGGAGCAGAAUCCUUCCUACGCAGAGGCUCAUCUCCUCAUGGCUCAAGUUCAUUUGUUGCAAAACAACUUCCAACUCUGUGCCCAGUCUCUGGAGCUCUGUCUAAGUUACAACUUUCAGAUUAGGGACCAUCCUGUGUACCACUUAAUAAAAGCUCAAGCCCAGAUAAAGAUGGGUGAGAUAGCAGAAGCCAUUAAAACCUUGCAGAUGGCAAUGAAUUUGCCAGGGAUGAGAACAAGUACACCGUCCUCUAAAUCAAAAGCAAUUGAAAUCGAUGGGCGCGAUCGUCUCUCUCUCUACCUGGAACUGGUAGAGGCUCAUCGUUUGAAUGGUGAACAGCAUGAAGCUGUUAAAAUCCUCCAAGAUGCUAUCAAUGAAUUUUCUGGUACAACUGAAGAACUGCGGGUCAUGAUUACUAAUGCAGACUUAGUUCUUAUGCAAGGAGAUGUUGAAGCAGCUUUAACUAUGUUCAGAAAUAUAACACCAGAGCAGACUUAUUUUGUUCAAGCCAAAGAAAAGAUGGCAGAGAUCUACCUGAAGUACAGGAGAGACAAGAAGCUGUAUGCAAGCUGUUAUAGAGACCUGGUGGAAAAAAUGCCAAGUCCCCACACCUUUCUUCUCCUUGGUGAUGCAUACAUGAAUAUCCAGGAGCCUGAAAAAGCCAUAGAGGCUUAUGAACAGUCUUUAAAGAAAAAUCCUAGAGAUGGAGCCUUGGCUCGUAAAAUUGGGAAUGCUCUAGUCAAGACUCACAAUUAUUCAAAGGCAAUCAGUUACUAUGAAGCUGCUCUGAAAACUGGACAGCAGAAUUUCCUCUGUUAUGACUUGGCUGAGCUACUGCUAAAAUUGAGCCAGCAUGACAAAGCAGAAAAGGUUCUUCGGCAAGUCUUAGAUCAUGAACCUGGCAAUGAUUUGUCUUCUCUGAUGGAAGAUAUCCAGUACCUGGUUCUUCUUGCAAAGGUUUACAGCAAAAUGGAGAGAACUGUGGAUGCUGUUAUUUCCUUGCAACAAGCUCGCGAGAUGCAAGCCAAAGUAUUGAAGCGGACUCAGAUUGAGCAGCCGGAUGCUGUUCCUUUGCAGAAGCAACUGGCAGCUGAAAUUUGUGCAGAGAUAGCAAAGCAUUCAGCAACUCAGCGGAACUAUGAGAAAGCCAUUACUUUUUACAAAGAAGCGCUUGUGCACUGUGAGACAGACAACAAGGUGAUGUUGGAACUUUCCCGUUUAUACCUUGCAUUGGAUGAAGUGGAGGCAUGCCAGCACCAGUGUGCUGCCUUGCUAAAAAAUGAUCAAGACAAUGCAGCGGCCACUAUGAUGAUGGCUGACCUCGUGUUCAAGAAACAGGACUAUGAGCAGGCUGUGUUUCAUUUCCAGCAGCUUUUGGACCGCCAUCCCGACAAUUAUACUACACUCUCUCGUUUAAUUGAUCUGUUAAGAAGAGCUGGAAAAUUAGAGGAAGUUCCAAGAUUCCUUGCAAUGGCUGAGAAACAUUCCCCAAGGACAAAAGUUGAUUCAGGUUUUCAUUAUUGCAAAGGAUUGUAUUUGUGGUACACUGGUGAACCAAAUGAUGCCCUUCGACAUUUUAACAAAGCAAGAAAGGAUAAUGAUUGGGGACAAAAUGCAGUGUAUAAUAUGAUUGAAAUUUGCUUAAACCCUGACAAUGAAACGAUUGGAGGUGAGGUAUUUGAACAUCUGGAUGGUGACACAGACAGUUCUACAGAAAAGCAAGAAUCAGUCCAGCUGGCUGUGAGAACAGCAGAAAAACUCCUAAAAGAAUUGAAACCUCAGACUGCUCAAGGUCAUGUUCAGCUUGGCAUAAUGGAAAAUUACUGUUUAAUGGCAACUAAACAAAAAUCAAAUGUUGAGCGAGCACUACAUGCCUUUACAGAAAUUGUUACUAAUGAGAAGGAUCAUGUCCCGGCGCUUUUGGGAAUGGCUACAGCGUACAUGAUUUUAAAGCAAACCCCAAGAGCCAGAAACCAAUUGAAGAGAAUUUCAAAAAUGAACUGGAAUCCCAUUGAUGCCGAAGAGUUUGAAAAAAGUUGGCUUUUGCUUGCAGAUAUUUACAUUCAGUCUUCCAAAUAUGACAUGGCGAGCGAAUUACUAAAGCGGUGCCUUCGUCACAACAGGUCCUGUUGCAAAGCUUAUGAAUAUAUGGGAUACAUUAUGGAAAAAGAGCAAGCUUACAGAGAUGCAGCUAUAAACUAUGAGAUGGCCUGGAAAUAUGGGAACCAAACCAAUCCAGCCAUUGGUUUCAAGCUAGCUUUUAAUUAUCUGAAAGCCAAGAGACAUAUUGAUGCUAUCACUAUUUGUCAUAAGGUUUUAGAAGCACAUCCAAAUUACCCCAAGAUAAGAAAAGAAAUACUUGAUAAAGCACGUGCAUCUUUAAGGACUUGAGCAUUGAUGAAGGCAUUUGUGUUGAUUUGGAAGAUAAAAGGAGCUUUAAAGUCAUCUGUAAAAUUGAAGAUGCUGCACAUCCAACUAGUUCCCAGUGAAAAACAGCAGAGACUACUUGUAGAUUUAUUUUAAAAACAUGCUGCUUUAGUAUUUAGGGUUCAGUAAAAACAAAAGAUCAUUGGUGUCUAACUUUCCUCUUGAAGAUACUGGCUGUGAUCCAAAUAAACUGAGUAAAAGAAACAACAGGCACAGUUGGAAGUUUCUUUUGAAGAUUGCUCUGUGGCAGAGAAUUCUGUAGAGAGAACUUCCAGCUGUGUCCAUUGCGCUUUCUACAUUGUAGAGGUGAUUUAUUUGGAGUGUAAUCAAUGUUUUGAAACAGGGUCUACUUUGAAUCCCCAGGAAUACCAAGAAAGGGGAAAAGAAAGUACUAUACUACAAUGUUAUAUUUGUAUCUCUCUAGUUUUAACUAUUUUGUUUUUGUAAGAUAUUCUUCUUUGCUGGAAACCUUAAGCAAUAACCUAAUUCUUAUUUAAAUUUAUUUUACUCUAGCAAUAAAUACCUCAUUAUUGCAUAUUGCAUAAUGUUUGUGUGCAAUAUUGCAUAUAAAUAUGCAACAGUAUGAAGAAUAUGAUAUAGAAUGAAAGAUCUCUGCUCCAGGGUUUUCCUGAAAACUUUUUUCCAUGUUAACAGCUGUAUUCUUUUCUGUUGUCCAUCCACAAUAUUCAAUCUCUGUAUCUUUUGCAAGUGGAUCAAACUAAGACACGGCUGUCAGACUCGCCGCAUCACGUGACAUGUUGUGACAUAUUGUGACUUUUUUCACAUUGUCUGAGUUGGGAUGGGCGCGGCCUCCGGCAGUUUAACACCCCUGAACUAAGAGAUGAAGCCUUUUCCUAAGAUUACCAUGGACUUCUUAAAUUUAAGGAGAUAUUUGAACCUCCGUUGCCUACAUUAAAGCUCAAAUUUAAAUCAAGAAUUAAAAAUCAAAUUGUUACCUGUAUCUCUGGGUCCCUGUAAUACUAUCUUUUUAUUAUCAUUUCUGAUAAAGAUGCAAUUGUCUGUCAUACUUGCUCUUAAUUGAUUCUUUGGGUUAUUGUGGCAAAGAACUAUUGAGUGAUUUAUUUAGAAUUUCCAGACAAGACUACUUCUGAGAAACUUUGGUUUUAGUGAUCCAAUGAAUGCCUACGCUAUCUUGAAUUGACUAUAAUCUAAAUGGAUGUAUGCACCAUAUAACCACUUUUGUUAUUCUGUCUCAAAAAGAUGUUCACAUAAUCUGCUCUCUUCCAACCACUUGCUAAGUCAGUUGGAGCUGGAGAAUUUGUUAAAGGGAAGGGAUAGUCCCCUUCACCAGGCAUUUUUUCUAGUGUUUUUAUUACUUUUUUGUGGAAAAUUUGGGUGGGGCAAGAUUGCUUUUUUUAAAAAAGUAGUAUACACUGCAGUGUUUCCUUUUACCACAUUUGGAUUUUUUUAAAAGACUUACAUAUUAAAACCAAACAGUUUUUAUAGCCAGCACUGUUUAGUUUUCCUGUUGCCCCAACACAGGAAGAGCCAGCUGAGGGCAUCUAUUAGUUUCCUAGAUUCAACAUUUUAGAACUUGAGCGUGAUAGCUGGAAUUUUAAAUGUUGUUCCAGGGGAGGUGAGCACUAGGCCUGACAUAGUUAUUACUUGUCAGUUCUGCCUGUGGUUCUAUAUAAGGAGGUAUGUAGGUGAGGCAACCUGAAGUUGGGAGGGGAAGGGCAAAGCAGAAAAUUCCACUGUUACUUCCUUAAUGGUUUGAUUUAAGCCGAUCUUGUAUGGUAUUAAUACAAGAGAAACAGCAGAAUUAAAACUGUAUGCCAUGUAAAGCUCUGUACCUAUAUCUGCAUCGUCCAAUUCUCAGGCCCUGUGUAAAAUAUUUUUUAUAUAAUCACCUCCUUGGUAUCUAUGAAGCUGGAAAACUAUCCGUGUUACAGGUUGUUAUAUUAUUUUGGAAAAGUGAGUGAAUGUUUACUGUAUAUUAUAUAAAAACAGAUUCUCAAAUCUA